AUGUCGAGUUAUCCAUCGUCACCCGCACCUUCGCCAGGCUCGCCAGCCUAUCGCAAAGGUGUCGCAUUCGGUCAACCAGGUUGGCGUGCCUCCCGUGUCUCUCGAGGUCGUCCAAGUCUCGUGGAUUCGCCUCUGCAUAGAGGCGCUGCUUCAUCGCCUGUCCCUGGCGCAACACCCUCCACGCUGCCCGGUUCUCCCCUCGUUCGCACCGCUCCCCGUCUGAGCAGCCAGCGACCGUAUGCAUCCAGCUCGUCGACCACCCUAGAUCGUGCAUGUCGGGAUGCAAGUCUAGGACCAGAUGACGGACAGACACCGAGCGAUGAUGUGGCAACACCAUCACCCGCUCCUAGCACAAGAACACGUAAACGCUUCGUUCGCAAGCGACCGCUUCUCGAACGCAUCCAGCAGUGGCCUGUCGACGUAUACUACCGCCUCACGUCUUCUGUGCUCGACAUUGAGGAGCAGCUCUUUGCCGAUCAAGCCGGCAAUGUUCUCGGAAUCAUUCUUCAUGUCGCCUCGCUACUCGCACUUUUGCUUUCUCCCGAGUCGAGCUUGGGAUCGUGGUUUAUGAACAAGCCGGCGCACCGACGGGCGCAGAACCCUGCCAUCGCUUACGAAUACCUCGUCGGCCACACAGGCGACGAGUACGCCAUGGCCGACGCGCUCAAGCGCCAUGCUCGCAAGAGUGCCGUCUACCAAGCUUCCGAUCGCUUCUUCCGAUUCGCGUCCAGUACCAUCUUUGCCGUCGUCUUUGUUACAAGCUGCGUUAACGCCUACAUCUUUUUCACCAAACGACGAACAUACAAAUUCUACUCGAAACCCAAGCCACACGAGCCGACCAGCUCCAGCGUAGUUUCGAAACAUGGUAUCCGCCAGCUGUCUAUGUGGGAUCCAAGCGCGUACACGGCCAACCUGUUCGCCACGUUCUCACCUGCUCACGCCGUCAUCUACCCCGCAGCUGCACUCAUCCAAAUGGGCCCUUUUUCGUGGUUUGUGUUUGCACUUCUGCUGCUGGCUGUCUCGGCACCGGUUCAUCUCAUCCUCUAUCAGUACCAGCAGCUCGUCAAGGACAAGGGAGUCGUGCAGGCUGCAGUGCUCACCGAGUACAAUGAGAAGUACGUAUAUCCACGCGCUACUCCUGUCGUCCGCGAUCAGACCACUCAAACGGAUCUUUAG
Molecule: messenger RNA, 1176 nt
Organism: Sporisorium graminicola
Lineage: Eukaryota; Fungi; Basidiomycota; Ustilaginomycetes; Ustilaginales; Ustilaginaceae
Exons: 1
Coding region: 1-1176 (391 amino acids)
Biological process (GO): maintenance of rDNA; regulation of exit from mitosis
Source: RefSeq, a predicted model, not a curated record